AUUAGUUAAAUUACUUAAAUAAAUAGUUAGCAUAACUUUUUCUUCUUGAAAUCUUGUUGAAUCUAUAUCCUGUAAUAUAUAAAGUACUCUAUUCUAAUCAGUCAUAAUUCAUAUAUUUGUUUCAGAUUACAGUAUCUAAUUUUGACGGUAUAAAAUAUUAUAUAGUUUGCUGUUUUUGUUACUAAUUAAUAAUUACAGAAUGGAGGUAGUUAAAUUUAAAUGCGACCAAACCAUUUGGUGAUUUAGCUCUGAUAUUUGAUGUUACAUUAAUAAGUGAUUGUGAGCGUCAGUGAUCAUAAGUUAUAUGUAUUGAUUAAGCAUUUUUCUAGAUUUACGUUUUUUAUAUGUAAGUAUUUCCAGUUUUCUAGCUAUAUACAUUAUUUUAUCCUUGAAGAAGUGACUAUUUCUUGCAGGGAACAAACAUCGGAUCUGGUGACCAUCUGCCAUAUCUCGUUCUAAGCAGUUUUGCAAAAGGCUUUUCUCUUGUCUUUCUUCAAAGGAAGUCUCUUGAAAAUCUGCUAAAAGCCUCAGUUUAUAAUCAUCUUCACUAUUUAAAUGUUCUUCUUAACAUUUACAUUUGACGAUGAUAAAAUGAGUGAUUCAGAAAUUCCACCACCACCAAAAAAAUCCAAAGUUAUGGUAGAAAAGGAGGAAGACUUCACCGAGGAUCCCGGUACUAGUACCAAUGAGUUUGUGGUCGAUGACAAGUACAACAACUAUGUGACUCCUGAGGAGCUACAGAAAUUGAAGGAGUUUAAGAUUCUCGAUGAAGUAAAAUCAGAUGAUGAAGAAGCCGGCAGUGACGGUGGAGAGUCUGAUGUUUCCCAGGAACUACCAGAGGAAGAGAUUGAAAAGAUGUUAGAGGAUGAUCUUCCUGAUGAUUUCAAAGGAGCACCAAAACCAAAGGAGAAGCCAUAUAUUUUGAGGUCCAAAAUAGUAAUGGAAGAGAAAGGCACGAAUCCGUUCGAAGUGCUGCCUUUGGACUGGAUAUGCGCGCGUCACCUGAGCGGCAUCCCGGUGUACAUGCACCGACCCACGCGCGUCGUCACCCUCGCCAAGCCUUACUGCCUGGGCAAGAGCAACAUACAGCGUCACGACAUCCCUAUAAGUGCGAUCCCGUGCUUGGCGUAUCGGCGCGCUCUGGAGGAGGAAGAGAAACAGAAAGAGUUAGACAAGAAGAUACAAGAACAGGUCGACAUUUGUAACGCUAAACUACAGAGCGAUAAAGAUUCGCCAUCGUCACAUGCUUCCGGGACGGCCGAUCGAGCCGAGGACGACCCCGUCGCGGAAGCUCCCGUCGGUGACGACGAAAAAGAUAACGACACUGUUGCCGGAUGUCCCUUCAAAGGAAUAAUAAUAAAGGACGAACCCGAAAGCCAAGAGAAGGACAAAGAGAGCGAAGAGUCCCUGAAGAUCCGGCCGGUGAUAGUGCCCGGAGGAAGAGCCGUGCCUCCGCCCAGGGUGGAAGCGGUGAGCUCCAGCUGGCGCACGCAGCAUCUCACGCCCGAACACAUCACCCGGUACUGCGAGGCACUUUUCCACUUCAAGACCGUCCAAGUCAUGCACUUCAAUCGCUGGGCGGAUCGUCGCAAGUACACGAAGGCCCGUAAGGCGCUGCAGUACCCGUCUCUGCCCGAAGGCACCAAGCUCAUCACCAUCCCCACCACGGGACAGGACGGCGUCCGCGGCAAGAGGGACUGGGUCAUGAACAUGAACGGGCGCUGCUACCUGUCGGUGUUCCACGAGUACGUGAACCGCGCCCUGCAACAGCAGCCCGCGUACCACUUCACGCAGCUGGAGAACGCCGCCACACCCUACCAGGCCACCGUGUUCAUAGGCGACAUGCAGUACGGAGUCGGCGUCGGCAGCUCCAAGCGCCAGGCCAAGGCGGCCGCCGCCCGCGCCUCCAUCCGCAUCCUCAUCCCCGAGAUGAAGGACGAGCUGGCCGCUCCGGACGCGCCCGAGCCGGACUUCUCGUUCUUCGACUACGUGGGCGUCGAGGACCCGCGGGUGGCCGAGUUCUGCGUCGCCACCUGCGAGCCCUCGCCCCACGCCAUUCUGCGCACGUGCCUGCUGCGCAACUUCGGCGCCGGCGACCGCCACAUCGACGUCACGGUCGACAAGCUGGAGUACCAGAAGAUCCAGCUGACCAUGAAGGUGGGCAAGCACAGCGCGGUCGUCGUGUGCAACAACAAGAAAGCGGCCAAGCAGCGCGCCUCGCAGGCCAUCCUGCAGUCGCUGCACCCUCACGUGCGCUCGUGGGGUUCGCUGCUGCGCCUGUACGGCUCGCGUUCGGUGCCCUCGUGCGCCGAGAGGAAGCUCCACGAGCAGCAGAUCACGCUGCUGCAGGAGCAGGCGCGGCGGCACCGGCCCAACCGCGCCGUGCUGAGCAAGCUACGCCAGGACAUGCUCAGGCUGGAAGAGAGGGAUCGGGCUCUGGCGCCCGUGGGCACGCUGCUCUUGCGCCCCGCCGACGCGCUGCCUCAGCACUCGGGCUCCAACCUCAACAACUUGCAUCUCUAGCGCCACCUCUUACAAUCAUUAAAAUACAAUAAAACACGUAUAUAUAUUUUUCUUGUUUAAUAAAUUAACUAAAUUGAG
This is a messenger RNA of Pieris napi, 2601 nucleotides long. RefSeq names its product microprocessor complex subunit DGCR8 (gene pasha). Bases 556 to 2523 code for a protein of 655 amino acids. Gene Ontology annotation, molecular function: identical protein binding; primary miRNA binding; heme binding. Gene Ontology annotation, biological process: primary miRNA processing. The record is from RefSeq and is a predicted model, not a curated record. Lineage: Eukaryota; Metazoa; Arthropoda; Insecta; Lepidoptera; Pieridae. Gene Ontology annotation, cellular component: microprocessor complex. The transcript is spliced from 8 exons.